Molecule: messenger RNA, 468 nt
Organism: Lachancea fermentati
Lineage: Eukaryota; Fungi; Ascomycota; Saccharomycetes; Saccharomycetales; Saccharomycetaceae
Source: the annotation of a GenBank genome assembly
AUGACAGAAAGUUUACGGCAAUGCCUUGAAGCACUAGAGCUGAGUGUAUCUGUAUUGGAGAACACAGUAUCGAAACUAGAUUCAAGCUCACGGGUUAGCAAUGAGCUUACGACUACUCUUUUGCAGUCGAGAAGAGUAUUCGAAUUAGUACCUGAGUAUGAUGUUCAGCGGGCGAAACUUGAUUUAAUACAAGAAGUAGAACCUUUAGUGAACAGAUUAAACGGUAAGCUCGUCAAAGGGCUGAACAAACUUGAGAGAGAGAGAGAAGCAUUAUUGCAGACUUAUGAAUUAAAUAAAUUGCAAUUGAACAAUAAAACCAAAGAUGACGAGGAGGCUGACGCUGAUAUGAGCACAGAUCCAGUCGUCGUUGCGUCAUCAACUAGAGAGGAAUUGGAUCUACUUAAACAUCUGAAGAAAAAAAGGGAGGAGCUUUCUCUUAAAUACGAAGAUUUAGUUCGUUCAAGCUAA